AUGUCAAUACUCUGCUCACCCAUACCUGCCACCUUAUCUUCAUCCUCUUCAGUUCACACUCUCAGACCUGCUGAUAUCUCAGCUGUUCAUGUCUUGGGAAUCCCGUCCUCACACAGGCACCAAGCAUCCAGAGUGAUCAGCAGAGUAGCUGAGCUGCUGUCCAUGUUUAACCCUGAAGUGAUCACUCAGCAUGUGGAUCAGACCUCACUGCAGCCCAGAAGCUUGUUAGAGGAAGCUGAAGACCUGUCUCUCUCCCUUUCUCACAAGGUGACAGACUGGAAGUUUGUGCUGCUGUUUGUCCCGGCAGAUUCCAUGUGUGCCUGCUCGCCAGAUGUUGCUGCAGAUGUUAAUGCUGUUGCGCAGGAAGUGGAAGCAGCUCUGGAGUUGUUACAGAAAAGGUUGCGUCGCACUUUAGUUCACGUUGCAGUCUGGAGCACAAAUCCUCAGCAGGACAAGUGUGAGUGUAUGAGAGAUGAAAGCGUCAGCCGGCGACUACAUAAUGCAAUUCUUCUGACAAGACUGCAGGACUCUCUAAGUCAUGUCUUGGAAAAUCCAAAGUGGCACAGCGAAAGGGUGGACUUCACUGCUGAGCUGCAGCCUGCUCCAGUUAUCUCUGAACAAAUCUCAGACUCUGAGAGCACAUGGUCGGACCCAGACCAAUUAGUUGUUCAGCUAUGGACUAACCUGCUUCAGCCAUCGACACGUCAACCAGAGGUCAUGGACAGCAGCGUCAUUCGUUUUCCUUGCCCUACCCAGGAACGACCUUUCCUGCGGACACAGAAAAACUCCCCCACUAAAAAGGAGAAAACGGCCUCCACACCAGUAGAUCCUGUUAUGGGCACUAAGAUACAUUGCACAGACCGAAGUCCAUCUCCUACUACACCCACUUCAGUUCACAAACUCAGACCUGCAGAUAUCAAGGUGGUGGCAGCAGUGGGCGACUCUCUGACAGCAGGCAACGGUGUGGGAGCUCAGUCAGAUAACCUCCUGUUAGUGAUUAAUGAAUACAGAGGACUGUCAUGGAGCAUCGGUGGUGAUGAAAACAUUACUACUGUGACCACUCUGCCAAACAUCCUGAAGGAGUUUAACCCCUCGCUGACUGGCUUCUCAGUGGGAAUAGGUAAUGAGAACUCUCCUAAAGCCUUCCUCAAUCAGGCUGUGGCAGGAGCGAAGAGCGGCGAUAUGGAACAACAGGUGCGCGUCCUGGUGGCCAAAAUGAAAAGUGAUUCGCGCAUUGAUUUCUACAACGACUGGAAAGUGAUCACGAUGUUUAUUGGUGGCAAUGACAUAUGUGACUUCUGCACAGACAGCAUCUUUUUCUCACCUAGCAACGUGGUCGCUCGUAUCAAAAAAGCUCUGGACAUCCUCCAUAGUGAAGUGCCUCGUGCCAUUGUGAACCUGGUGGAGAUGUUAAACAUUGUAGCAUUGCGUGAUCUGCACAAUGAUAACACUCUGGGCUGUCCCACCUGGCUCGUAAGUUUACUUUGCUCCUGCAUACUGAAGCCUAAAGAGGGAUCCGCUGAACUCCAGAAGGUCAACGACUUCAACAGGGCCUAUCAGCAUGGCAUGAGAGAGCUGGUUGACUCUGGGCAGUACGACACACACGAAAACUUCACUGUGGUGCUGCAGCCCUUCAUGAGGGAGAUUUACCUUCCCACACUAGAGGAUGGCCAGCCUGAUCGCUCGUACUUUUCCCCCGACUGUUUUCACCUCAGCCAGAAGGCUCACACUCUCAUGGCUCGUGCUCUUUGGAACAACAUGUUAGAGCCAGUGGGCAACAAGACUUUUUCACAAGACUUUGAAGCUGGCGUUGAUUUGGAGUGUCCUUCUGAGACCAAUCCAUUUUUUAGGACUGCUGUCAAUAGUAACUACACCUAUCCAGGCCCACCUUCUCUUCCUCCUCCUGUUACAAAUUGGGGAAGUGACUUUUCCUGUGUUAACACAGCUCCUUCCAACUCUGUGCCCACUUCAGUUCACAGGUUACGGCCAGCAGACAUCAAAGUGGUGGGUGCUUUGGGAGAUUCUUUAACGGCUGCCUUUGGAGCAAAGGCAAAGAAUCUGCUGGAGCUGAGAACUGAGUACAGAGGGGUGUCAUGGAGCAUCGGAGGAGACGAAACUCUUGAGAAUGUCACAACAUUACCGAAUAUCCUCAGGAAGUUCAAUCCCAAUAUCAAAGGAAUGUCAAAGGGACAGGGGAAAGCGCAGACUGGCCUCAACGUGGCUGUUUCAGGAGCUAAAGCAGCAGGAAUCCCAGAGCAGGUCCGGCUCCUGAUUGAUACCAUGAAAAAUGACUCUACGGUGGAUUUUGAGAAUGACUGGAAGCUGGUGACCCUUUUCAUUGGAGGCAAUGACCUGUGUCAGUACUGCAAUGACCGCGCUGCUUUGUCACCUCAGAACUACAGCAGUCAUUUGAUGACAAGCUUGGACAUGCUUUACAAAGAGGUUCCCAGGAUGAUUGUCAACGUCUUGGAGAUCCUAGAAAUUGAAGGCCUUCGCAGCAUCAAAAGGGAUACCCUAGGGUGCAAUGUGGUACAAAAGUAUGUCUGCCCGUGCUUCCUGUUAGCAGGAGAGAAUUCCCCAGAGCUGGCUGAAGUGAGACGGAUCAAUCGGGAAAUCCAGGUGGAGACAGAAAGACUGGUGUAUGGAGGUCGCUAUGAUGGCAGAGAGGACUUUGCUGUGGUCGUGCAGCCCUUUUUUAAGAACACAAUAGUUCCCUUGAAUGCUGAAGGCAAACCGGAUGCCACCUACUUCUCUGAGGACUGUUUCCACUUCAGUGAACGGGGACAUGCUGACAUGGCUGCAGCGCUGUGGAGCAACAUGUUGGAGCCAGUGGGUAAAAAACAGACACACAACAAUUUCACAAAUGGCAGACAUAACAUCAAGUGCCCCACUGAGGAGCAUCCUUACAUCUUCACAAGUGUGAACAGCUUGCCCAGUUGGACCACAGACCCGCUCCCCACCUCUGAUUGCACAGACAUGGUGCAAAUAUGGCUCGCUGCUGUGCUGGCCGUGGUGGCUCUCCUGAUUGGCUGUGGAGUCACCUGGCUUCUCCUCUCUUGCGUAGCCAAGAGAAACAAGAAGCUGAGGUCAUCUGCGGAAGAGAUGAAAGGCACUGCGUUUUAAAGUGCUGCUUGCUGUAUUUUUAAACUGGACUGUUCAAGUUA
Chelmon rostratus (copperband butterflyfish) is the source of this 3164-nucleotide messenger RNA. RefSeq names its product phospholipase B1 (gene plb1). Gene Ontology annotation, biological process: phospholipid metabolic process. Gene Ontology annotation, cellular component: brush border membrane. Gene Ontology annotation, molecular function: A2-type glycerophospholipase activity; phosphatidylcholine lysophospholipase A1 activity; retinyl-palmitate esterase activity. The record is from RefSeq and is a predicted model, not a curated record. The transcript has 41 exons. The coding region runs from base 1 to 3123 and encodes 1040 amino acids. NCBI's taxonomy places the organism in Eukaryota, Metazoa, Chordata, Actinopteri, Chaetodontiformes, Chaetodontidae.